AUGAGACCGCCGGGUUUUCAGCCAACGGCAGCUGCCGCGGCCGACGUUUUGCCAGCUGCUCCUGAUGGACAGCAGGCCGACGAGGGCGAGGAGGAGGCUCGCCCGAGGGUGCUGAAGGCACCUCAUGAGCCCUCUCAGAGGGAGAUCGCCGAGCACGAGGCGAUGGGACACGCGACUUACCGCAGCUGGUGUCGCGUGUGUAUUGCGGCAAAGGGCCAAGGCCAGCCGCAUCUUCGCGCACCGGAGGACGACGAGACAGCGGUGCCGGUGGUCUCGUCCGACUACGCCUUCAUGGGCCAGGACGACGCGGACACCAUGCCGAUGCUGGUCCUUAGGGAUCGACGCUCGAGGAUGAUGGCAGCGACAUUCGUGGAGAAGAAGGGCGACGACGCCUACGCCAUCAAGUUCUUCGCACGCUUCCUACGGAUCCUGGGCUACAGGAAGAUAGUCAACAAGUCCGACGGAGAGCCAGCGAUCCUGCUGGUCAAGAGGCGUGCGGUGGAGGAGGUUCCUGGCCUCGAGGCCAUUCCCCAGGAAUCGGCACCGGCCGAUCAUCAGGCCAAUGGGGAGAUCGAGGUCACGGUGCGCGAGAUCAAGAAGCAGGUGCGAGCGCUCAAGAUGGACCUGGAGUCCAAGCUGGGCGUCAAGGUGGAGGACAAGCACCCGGUGCUAGCGCACCUGCCGGAGCACGCCGCAUCGGUAAUCAACCGAUAUCGGCGCGGCCAGGACGGCAAGACCGCUCUUCAGCGGCUCACGGGACGGCAGUGGAGGAAGCCGGUCCCGCUCUUCGGUGAGCGCCUGAUGGUGCGGUUCGCCGGGGAGCGCACGAGGAAGAACGCGCUGGAGGAGCAGAUGGUGGAGGCUCGCUACAUCGGCCACCACCCGCGCGACGGCUCGAUGAUGGUCAUCACGAGCGACGGUGUGAAGAAGGCGGUCGGCUUUCGCAGCCUGCCGCAGAGCGAGAAGUGGAUCACGGCGGGCUGGGACAGCCUGAAGGGCCUGCCGUGGGACGUGGCUCCGCGUGCGGCCAGCGCGCCGCGGGCCAUCGUCGGACCUGGAGAGGUCGGACCGCCACCAAUUGUGGUGGUGUCGCCGCAGCCGCAGGCGCCGAGGAGGAUGUACGUCCUCAAGGCGGACGUCGAGCGGCUGGGCGCAACGCCGGGAUGCCCAGGGUGCGUCUCGAUCGCCAAGCACGGCAAGGUGCUGGCUGGCCAUGCGCACAACGCGGUGUGCAGCAAGAGAAUCUUCGAAGCGCUGGACGCUGAGGAGGCAGGCCGGGAGAGGACCGGCCAGUAUCGAGAGCGGAGGCAGGGCCAAGAGGCCAGAGUCCGACCGGCGGCAGCGGCCGCGGCAGGGACCCCUCCGCCGAAGACGGCUCGGAGGAUCACCGAGCCGGUGGCAGCGGCGGCGUCGGCAUCGGCCGCGCCGGCCGCGAGCCGAUCGGCAGCAGCGCCAGCCGCAGCGGCGCGCAUGCGAGAGAGCCAGCCGGCAGCAUCAGGCUCCGGCGUGGCGGCUCCUUCAGGAGGAGCGAGCUCCAGUUCGGGAGCAGUGCGGGCGGCAGAGACCGCCGAGGAUGUCGACAUGACCGCGACCAGGUCGCGGCUGAAGCGCUUGGCGGAGGUGGCCCCGGAUGACGUGCCGGAGGCCCUCGAGCGCGGUGAUCCACAGCCGGCAGACGUGCCGGUACCGGUGGACAUGGAGGAUCUCGCGGCGCAGCCGGCGCCAGCGGAAGGACCUCAGCUGCCAGCUGGAGUGGCAGUCGUGUGGAACGCCAGUGAGGGGAGACACAUGCGGGUGCUCGCUCUCGACGUGGCGUCGAUCGAGCUGGUCGAGCUCGGAGUGCUGACGAGGGCGAAGGCGGAGUUGCUCCCGCUCGUUCGCGAACAGGUCAGCGGCCAUUGGGCCAGUGUCGGCGUGGACAUCGCCGACGAAGAGGUGGACAGCAUCGCCUUAUCGGCGUUGCAGCUGGGCGCCGUGGACGUGGCAGAGGUGCACUCGCCACAUCGGUUCUCUGCUCGGGCGGCGGAGUUUCAGCUGCGCCCGGGCUUCGCGGCGGACCUGGAGGAACUCAAGGAGGACGGGACGCCAUGGGACUUGCGGCGACCCGAGGAUGUCAAGGAGCUCGAGGAGCAGCAGGAGCGGAUGGAUCCCAUCCUGCUCACAUGGUCCCCUCCAUGCGAGAAGUUCAGCUUGCUGAGGGGCCUGAGCGCCAAGUUCAGGACCGAUGAGCAGGAGGCGGCUGAGAUGGAGGAGGCCAGACACCACCUGAAGGUGGCAGUCGACGCCUACUGGCGUCAGCUCAGGAAGCCAGGCAGGUACUUCCUGCAUGAGCAUCCCUGGAGCGCGCGAUCGUGGAAUGAGGACAUCGUCAAGGAGCUGGUCGCGCAUCCAGGAGUCUUCACGGUCAAAGGCCCCAUGUGUCGGUGGGGCAUGAAGCUCACGAACCCACGCAGUGGCCAGGAGGAGUUCGUGCGCAAGGAGACCGGAUGGGUCACCAACCACCCAGGCUUAGCCCGGAGGCUGCGGGGCACUUGCAGCAAUGUGGACGGCCGCGCGGAGUGGCAUCGCCACAUCACGCUCGUGGGCGGCAUCGCGCGGUUCGCGAAGGUCUAUCCACCGAAGUUGGUGGAGGCGGUGCUGGAGGAGCUCAAGGACACGCUGAAUGACGUGGGGGAGCUCAGCACCGCCCAGGUGCAGCAGUCGGGCCCAGUCCCUGUGGACGCGGCGGUGCCGCCCGGGGACUGGACGAGCUACUGGGACGACGUCAAUGGCGGCUACCUGGAGGCGGGCCUUGUGGCCCAGGCUCGCGCGGUCGAGCGCGAGUGGGUCAAGAAGCAGGAGCUGAUCGAGAUCGAGUCGCUUCGCAAGAAGGGCAGGAAGCCGGGCAACUUCAAGAUCGGCUUCUUCGACAUCAGCAGGGCGCACUUCUACGGGAAGGCGCAGCGGAGGAUCUUCGUGGAGCUGGAGGAGGAGAGUCGCAAGGAGUACGGCGAGGACAAGUGUGGCUUACUCCUCAAGUCCUGGUACGGCACGCAGGACGCCAGCAAGAUCUGGCAGGGCGACUACACGGAGCUGCUGGAGGAACACGGCUACAAGGCGGGCGUGUCAUGCCCAGCGGUCUUCUACAAGGAGGUGGACGAGACGAGGCUGCUGGGGCACGGCGACGACUUCGCGGUGCUGGCUCAGCAGCAGGACAUCGACAGCUUCGAGGCCACGUUGGGCAAGAAGUACGAGUUCAAGAAGACUGCGAACCUCGGCUUCGACGAGGGCGACGACAAGCAGGCGGUCUUCCUGAAUCGGGUCAUCGAAGUCAGUGCGGGAGUUCCGCCUGGCGGUGGCCGGCCCUGCCGGCAUGCGAUGAUUGAGCCGGACAAGCGGCACGCAGAGAUCGUGAUCGACGAGCUGGGUCUCAGCAAGGCCAACGGCGUGGACACGCCGAUGGAGAAGCGCAGCGCCGACAAGCAGAUGAUGGACGCGAAGUCGGCGGCGCUGGGAGCGGCGGAAGCUUCGCGCUUCCGAUCCCUCACCAUGAGGGUGGCCUACCUGUCUCAGGACAGGCUGGACCUGGCAGAGGCAUCGAAGACGCUCGCUAGGUCCAUGCAGACGCCGACGGAGGCGAGUUGGCUCAUGCUCAAGAGGGUUGGUCGCUACCUCAAGCGGCAUCCCAGUACGGUGACGGUUUUCACGGAGCAGAAGAUGUUCGACAAGAUCCGGGUGUACGUGGACUCCGAUCAUGCGGGCUGCGCAGUCACUCGGAAAAGCACCGGAGGCUUCGUGGCGAUGCUGGGGCAUCACGUCAUCAAGCACGGCAGUAAUCUUCAGUCGACGGUCUCUCUGAGCAGUGGAGAGAGCGAGUACUACGCCCUGGUGAAGGGCGGGAGUGUGGGCCUGGGUCUACACAGCCUCUUCGCAGACUGGGGGCUGGACCUGAAGGUGGAGCUCGCCUCAGAUUCAUCGGCGGCCCGGGGCCACGUCCAACGGCGAGGUCUCGGGAAGAUGCGACAUGUUCAAUCACGAUACCUGUGGAUCCAGGAGCGCGUGGGUAAGGGCGAUCUCUCGAUCGCCGCAGUUCCUGGUAAGAACAAUGUCGCGGACGUGCUGACCAAGAGCGCAAAGGUCGACUGCGCGGAGGGCGAUCCGCUAUCUUGGGAGGUCUCCAAGAAGGUCACUUGCUGCUUGCAGGCAGGCAGAGGGUGCCCUACGACGCCGCCGCCGCCUCCCCCGCCCCCGCCCCCCCCGCCGGUUCCCGUGGCUCCGCCGCCGCCCCCUCCGCCGCCCCCGCCUCCGGCGGUUCCUGUGGCGCUGCCCCCGCCGCCGCCGGCUCCGGUGGCGCCGCCCCCGCCGCCGCUGGCUCCUGUGGCGCCGUCCGAGCCUUACGACUGCGGCGCCGGCUAUUCGAAUUGGGAAGCGGGGUGGUCUGCGGACAAGAAAUGCUGGUGCUGCUCCAACAAGCACAUCGGCUGCGUGGAGAUGCCAUCUAAGCCAUACGACUGCGCGGCUGGGUAUUCGAAUUGGCAGGCGGGAUGGUCCGAAGACAAGAAGGCGUGGUGCUGUGACAACGAGCAGAGGGGGUGCCCAGAGACGUCGUCCGAGCCCUAUGAUUGCAACGCUGGGUACUCGAAUUGGGAAGCUGGCUGGUCUCAGGACAAGAAGGAGUGGUGUUGUGCGAGCAAGCAGAUGGGUUGCCCACAAGUUCCAUCCAAUCCUUAUGAUUGUGACGCAGGUUAUUCCAACUGGGAGGCUGGAUGGAGCGAGGACAAAAAGGGAUGGUGUUGCACCAACGAGAAGAAGGGUUGCCCGCAGUGA
Prorocentrum cordatum is the source of this 4806-nucleotide messenger RNA. The record is from the annotation of a GenBank genome assembly. NCBI's taxonomy places the organism in Eukaryota, Dinophyceae, Prorocentrales, Prorocentraceae.